This is a messenger RNA of Cyprinus carpio (common carp), 2342 nucleotides long. It is a transcript of the gene slc25a33, whose product is annotated as solute carrier family 25 member 33. Gene Ontology annotation, biological process: pyrimidine nucleotide import into mitochondrion. The record is from RefSeq and is a predicted model, not a curated record. Gene Ontology annotation, molecular function: pyrimidine nucleotide transmembrane transporter activity. NCBI's taxonomy places the organism in Eukaryota, Metazoa, Chordata, Actinopteri, Cypriniformes, Cyprinidae. Gene Ontology annotation, cellular component: mitochondrion.
GGGUACUUAUCCGGCUUUAAAGCUAAAGAAGCCGGUUGUCAGGCCGCUGGCCUAAGCGACGACGUUUAGUUUUUAUUUUAAGUCUAACGUUUUUGUGAGGUACGAUGGCUCUUUGAAAUGGCGCAGAAAGACACGCUGUUACAUCUUUUCGCAGGGGGAUGUGGUGGAACCGUAGGUGCCAUCAUGACUUGCCCCCUGGAGGUGUUAAAAACCAGACUACAGUCAUCUGGCCUCACCCUCAGACCUGUUUUCCAGGUCCAGCUGGGCACAUUCAAUGGUGCUGGCGUCAUUAGACCGGGACCCGUCACCCCAGGCUUGCUACAGGUGUUACGGUCAAUUCUAGAGAAGGAGGGACCAAAAUCUCUAUUCAGAGGAUUGGGCCCAAAUCUUGUUGGUGUUGCACCCUCAAGGGCGAUCUAUUUUGCAGCUUAUUCAAAGUCAAAAGAGACUUUCAAUGGCAUCUUUGUCCCAAACAGUGGAAUUGUGCACAUGUCCUCGGCUGGCUUUGCAGCAUUCGUCACAAACUCCCUGAUGAAUCCCAUCUGGAUGGUCAAAACAAGAAUGCAGCUUGAGAGGAAGGCACUUGGCGAGAAGAAAAUGAACACGUUACAAUGCGUGCGGCAUGUGUAUAAGACGGAAGGUAUACGAGGUUUUUACCGGGGUCUGACGGCGUCGUACGCUGGCAUUUCAGAGACCAUGAUCUGCUUCCUUAUUUACGAGACACUGAAGAAGUACCUAGCACAGAGUCGAUUCACCACACCUGACACAGACACAGAAAAAGGCGCUUCAGAUUUCCUGGGCCUCAUGGCUGCUGCUGCAUUUGCCAAGGGUUGCGCCUCCUGCAUAGCUUAUCCACAUGAGGUAAUUCGGACAAGACUAAGAGAAGAGGGAAGCAAAUACAAGUACUUCUUUCAGACGGCGCGCCUUGUGGCGAUUGAAGAGGGAUACGCAGCUUUUUACAGAGGACUCAUUCCACAGCUCAUCAGACAGAUCCCCAACACAGCCAUAGUGCUGUCCACCUAUGAGCUCAUUGUCCAUCUGCUGGGUGAACCCUCCAAAUGAAGCUGAACACUACAAGCACAAAGAUACUUUUGACCAGUGGACAGAAAAGAAUCCAUUGUGAACAGGGAUGUUUAUUUGAAUUACCCAAAGACUUUAAAGAGCUUUUUUAUUUUGCGUUGACUGCAUAUGUUAUCAGAACUGUUUUGCUUGUUUGUGUUAUGUAAAUGCGCAUGUUGCAUAGCUACUCCAAGAUGUUUGUGUAUACUGUAUCAGUGUAUAGCAAAAGUCAUCUGAAUAUACAAAUAGUGCUUUUAAGUUAACUAAAUUAUUCGUAUUAGUUUUUUUUUUUUUUUUUGCUUUUUUUUUUUUUUGGAUCUAUGAUAUGGUAUGUGUCCAAGAGUUCUGGAGUUAAUCAUUAGUGGAUCCGGGUUUUAUUAUGAAGUUCUUGAAAGGAAUGCAAAUGAUACUGUAAUGGGGGCGUAGGAUAGCUUGUUAGGGGGCAAUAAGCUCACGUUGCAAUAUUUUGUAACACUUUCCUGAUUCAUGACAACUAGUAGCACUGGAAUUUGACCAAUCAAUUCCAUUCACCUCUUUACUAGAAACCUGUAAUCUGUUUACUGUAUGUGAAGUUGUUCAUCUUUUACAGAAAAUGAGGGCCUUGAUGCGUAUGCUGCUUUUGGUUUAAUAAAAUAAAUUAUGGAAGUUAUUUUUUUUUCGUUGGAAAUGCACAGAUAAAAUGAGCCACAUUAAUAAAUAUACCUUUUUAAGUCUGUUUGGAUGAAUUUAUGAGUGUUAGCAAGACUUUGAAAACAAAGGUAGGAGUCAAUAAUCCCAGGAUCCCACCUGUUUACGUGAAGGUUCCAAAACAUGAACAAAGAACAUGAUCUUUGAGCCUUCUAGUAGAUGAUGUAUUAUCUCUUCUCCCACAAUGCUGUACAAAGUGAGAGGUAUUUGUGAAUCAGUUAUGUUGAAGAUAAUGAUUAAGUCAUGUCACCAUACUUGUUUUUAAGAAUGUUAUCUUAUGUUAAUUAUGAUUCAACUUGUGAUUACUGAUAAUAUUUUGUACACAAAACUUUAAGGUGACUGAAAGACCUGUUUAGGCUCUUGAUAUCGCUCUCAUGACCUGGAUAUGGCCAUGUUGUAGACUGAUGCACGCUUCUGUUGCCGCAUGCACUACUCCAGCGUGUGGCUUCUGGUGAAUAACACUACAGUCAAUGUCCCGUUUUGCAAUGGAGGCGCUUAACCAAAUAUUACUACAGUACCCGCCACUUGUAGUUGGAGGUGUCGGAGCAACGGCGAUCGCUGCAGGAGGGGCGCUGAUCUACAGAAUUGCAACCAGG